Molecule: messenger RNA, 1723 nt
Organism: Papilio machaon (common yellow swallowtail)
Lineage: Eukaryota; Metazoa; Arthropoda; Insecta; Lepidoptera; Papilionidae
Product: major facilitator superfamily domain-containing protein 1
Exons: 11
Coding region: 140-1672 (510 amino acids)
Biological process (GO): transmembrane transport
Cellular component (GO): lysosome
Molecular function (GO): transmembrane transporter activity
Source: RefSeq, a predicted model, not a curated record
UUAAUAAUAAUGUCACACAGUGAUAGUGUGUAGUGCAAUGUUAUUCUAAUAUAGUUUUCCAACAAUGUAGAAUGAGAUUGCAUUAGAGGCGCUUCUAAAGUUUAUGUGAAAAUAAAGUUUUGAUAAAGGACUUUCAAAAAUGGAUAAUCCAACGUCCAGUGAUAUGAGAUCAGUCCAGCUAUCUCCAGACUCGUGGUGGCAUCCAGCAAAUAAGGUUCAUAGGUUUUUAGCACUUUUAUUAAUGUGCUUCCUUUGUUUUGGUUCCUAUUUUUGUUAUGACACACCUGGUGCAUUGGCUGACAAUUUUAAGGGUGAUUCUCACUUGAAUACAUCCCAAUUUGCAUUGUUAUAUUCCAUAUACUCGUGGCCAAAUGUCAUAUUAUGUUUCAUUGGCGGUUAUUUGAUAGAUAGAUAUUUUGGGAUAAGAUUGGGAACAAUUAUAUACAUGGUCAUCGUGACCAUAGGAGCCAUUGUUUUCGCCACUGGAGUUUACAUAAAUGUUUAUUGGCUUAUGAUACUUGGCAGAUUUAUUUUUGGUAUUGGAGGAGAGUCUUUGCAAGUGGCAGUUAAUAGCUAUGUGGUGUUAUGGUUUAAAGGGAAAGAAUUGAACAUGGUGUUUGGCCUACAGUUAUCUUUCUCUAGAUUUGGAAGUACUGUCAACUUUUGGGUUAUGGAACCUAUUUAUAGAUGGGUGGCAAAUUACUAUGGUGGAUAUGAACGUCUUGGAGUUGCUUUGUUUAUUGCAUCAUUCACAUGUGUUGGAUCACUCAUCUGUGGAUUAAUACUUGGAUGGAUGGAUUACCGAGCUGAAAAGAUGUUGGGUCGCCAUGAGGAACAGAGUGAUGCUGAACCAUUCAGACUUUUAGAUAUUUUACACUUCAAAAGAGUGUUUUGGCUGGUUUCUGUUAUAUGUGUGGCAUAUUAUUUAGCAAUUUUCCCAUUUAUAGCCUUAGGAAAAUUAUUCUUUGAACGUAAAUUUGACUUUUCGCCUCAAGAUGCUAAUACAGUGAACUCAAUGGUGUAUUUAUUGUCAGCAGCUUUGAGCCCAUUCUUUGGCAUUCUGAUAGACAAGACUGGACGUAAUGUGAUGUGGGUAAUAAUUAGCACAAUCACGACAAUUGGCUCUCACUUUUUAUUGGCAUUCACAUUUGUUAAUCCAUAUGUAGGAGUGAUGUCACUAGGUAUUUCAUAUUCAUUGUUAGCGAGUGGAUUAUGGCCACUUGUUGCUUUGAUUGUCCCCAAAAAUCAAUUAGGUACAGCAUAUGGAAUAUGUCAAGCCGUCCAAAACUUAGGUUUAGCUACUGUUCUUAUUCUGGCUGGUGUUAUUGUUGACAAAUACGGAUACUUGAUGCUGGAAAUGUUUUUCUUAGGAUGUUUAUUCAUAUCUCUUAUUGCCGCCGUAUUAAUAUAUAUUGUGGAUUCUGCUAACAAUGGAGUUCUUAAUAUGUCUCCAAGUAUGCGAGAAUCGAUGACGGAUACAAGUGAAUGUCGUGACGAAACUGCAAAUCUGUUAGAACAUGAAGAUAGUUCAGACCAAGAGGUGACUGAUUCGCGUGAUCGACCUGAUCCAAAGGAGCCUCAACGCGAUUUCACACAGUCACAAUCUGACAGAAUACGCAGUAGAUAUAUAGCGCAAUUAUUGCCAAAUACUAACAUUCCAGACAGACAAUAGGGAAUAUAUAAUAUAACCACUAUUAUGUAAUUGUAAAUAUAUAUAAUAUAA